This is a messenger RNA of Varanus komodoensis (Komodo dragon), 463 nucleotides long. It is a transcript of the gene RPL36A, whose product is annotated as ribosomal protein L36a. The record is from RefSeq and is a predicted model, not a curated record. The transcript has 5 exons. Gene Ontology annotation, cellular component: ribosome; cytosolic large ribosomal subunit. The coding region runs from base 90 to 410 and encodes 106 amino acids. Gene Ontology annotation, molecular function: structural constituent of ribosome. Lineage: Eukaryota; Metazoa; Chordata; Lepidosauria; Squamata; Varanidae. Gene Ontology annotation, biological process: translation.
CCCGUCUUCCUUUUUUGUCUGCCUUUGCUCGCUGUUCCCUUCCGCUCCCGCGAGAAGCUCUUUCUCUGGGUGAAGGCGACGUUGACAAGAUGGUGAACGUCCCCAAAACUCGCAGGACUUACUGCAAGAAAUGUGGCAAGCACCAGCCUCACAAAGUAACCCAGUAUAAGAAGGGCAAAGAAUCUCUGUAUGCACAAGGAAAGCGGCGAUAUGAUCGCAAACAGAGUGGCUACGGUGGCCAGACGAAGCCUAUCUUCCGCAAAAAGGCAAAGACCACAAAGAAGAUUGUGCUGAGGUUGGAGUGUGUGGAGCCCAACUGCAGAUCAAAGAGGAUGUUGGCCAUUAAGAGGUGCAAGCACUUUGAACUGGGAGGAGACAAGAAGAGAAAGGGGCAGGUUAUCCAGUUCUAGACAUUCAUCUUUGUUCUUUAUCAUGGAAAUGAUUAAAAUCCUAUCAAAAUACA